Molecule: messenger RNA, 704 nt
Organism: Colletotrichum navitas
Lineage: Eukaryota; Fungi; Ascomycota; Sordariomycetes; Glomerellales; Glomerellaceae
Exons: 1
Coding region: 143-625 (160 amino acids)
Source: RefSeq, a predicted model, not a curated record
UUGCAGAAGCAGAGUAGCAGUCGCCAACGGAGGCUACAUACGAUGACGGCGUCUCGCAGAACUCGCAGGCAUCUGGCUUUUCCGGACCAUGCCCAAUCGGGGAGCGUAGUGCGAUCAAGGAGCCGCGGCCUGCCCCAUCGGGAUGAUUGGGUGGCUCUCGUUCGCCCGUCUCCUCUCGGAUCUGGACUUUCAGGAGGAGCUGAGGCGCGUGGAUAGAUGGCAAAGGCUGUCACGCUGUGUUGCCACGCUCUCACACCAUUCCGGAAAGACGGCCGGCAGUCUCAAGAUUGGGCUGUGUGCAAACCAGCAGACUGGCCGCUCGGAGCUUCCUGGCAACCCAAGACUCGUGGCUGUUGGUGUCGCAGAGCCUCUUGUUGCUGAUCGCCAGGAGAAACUCCCACAACCAUGCCGCACACGGAACGGGCCCGCGCGUGGAAUGACAGAUCUGGCCGUCAGCACAUCGACUCAAGUGGCAGUAAUCAGAAACAGUGUGGCCAAACCCAACCAUUUCCGACUGUUCGAGACAUCAUCCAUCGCCCCGGCUGAUGAAUGGCUGCUGAAUCCGAUACUAUGGUCGACGCGCUCUCUGUUCACUCGAGCGUGGGGGGCUCGGGAUACGACAUGAUACACCCGUCUAAAGUCGUCGACUGAACAGAACAUCCCAGCCCCGGACGGCCGCUUUACCAUAAGCCUGACCACAUCGG